AUGGUUUCAUUAGAGAAGAAAACGCCUGAGGAACGAUUAAAUAUUUGUCGUAAAUAUUAUUUGGGUGGCUUUGCUUUUUUACCACUUCUAUGGUUUAUUAAUGCUAUUUGGUUUUAUAAACAAGCAUUCAAAGUUGAACCAUAUCCUGAACAAACUCAAAUUCGAAAAUAUGUAAUUCGAAGUGCAAUUGGUACAUUUGUUUGGAUUCUAAUUAUUGUUGUAUGGAAUAUUAUGUUUCAAGUCUUUCGUACAAAAAUGGGUCCAGCAGGAGAUUAUUUAACAUUUGUUGUACCACCAAAUAAAACACGUAUACGUGAUGCAUACAAACGAUUGAUUAUUCUUAAUCAUCCUGAUCGAGGUGGAUCACCGUACGUUGCUGCAAAAAUUAAUGAAGCAAAAGAUUAUUUUGAAAGUGGUGCCAAAUGA
This is a messenger RNA of Adineta steineri, 426 nucleotides long. NCBI's taxonomy places the organism in Eukaryota, Metazoa, Rotifera, Eurotatoria, Adinetida, Adinetidae. The record is from the annotation of a GenBank genome assembly.